Molecule: messenger RNA, 1809 nt
Organism: Cinclus cinclus
Lineage: Eukaryota; Metazoa; Chordata; Aves; Passeriformes; Cinclidae
Gene: TBX15
Product: T-box transcription factor 15
Exons: 10
Coding region: 1-1809 (602 amino acids)
Biological process (GO): regulation of transcription by RNA polymerase II; cell fate specification; positive regulation of DNA-templated transcription
Cellular component (GO): nucleus
Molecular function (GO): DNA-binding transcription factor activity, RNA polymerase II-specific; RNA polymerase II cis-regulatory region sequence-specific DNA binding
Source: RefSeq, a predicted model, not a curated record
AUGAGUGAGAGGCGAAGAUCGGCGGUGGCCCUCAGCUCCCGAGCGCACGCUUUCUCGGUAGAAGCCUUGAUCGGGACAAAUAAAAAGAGGAAACUGCGAGACUGGGAGGACAAGGGGCUGGAUUUGUCCAUGGAAAGCCUCAGCCCUAAUGGCCAGCUGGGGGACAAUGAAGACCCGACUCAGCAUAUGGAAGAGCCACAUCCUGACUCAGAACAGAGCACUGGGUCAGACACAGAGGUGCUGGCAGAAAGGACAUCCUGUUCCUUUGGCUCCCAUUCUGACCUUACAUCUGGUGGGUCAGGCCCUCAGCCUCCUCCACCUUCAUCCAUGGAAGAGAUCCAGGUAGAGCUGCAGUGUGCGGACCUCUGGAAAAGAUUUCAUGACAUUGGGACAGAGAUGAUCAUCACAAAAGCAGGCAGGAGAAUGUUUCCAGCCAUGAGGGUGAAAAUAACAGGCUUGGAUCCCCACCAGCAGUAUUAUAUUGCCAUGGACAUUGUCCCUGUGGAUAACAAGAGAUACAGGUAUGUGUAUCACAGCUCCAAGUGGAUGGUGGCUGGCAAUGCUGACUCCCCAGUGCCCCCAAGGGUUUACAUCCACCCUGACUCCCUGGCUUCUGGAGACACCUGGAUGAGGCAGGUGGUCAGUUUUGACAAACUCAAGCUGACCAACAACGAGCUUGAUGAUCAAGGCCAUAUAAUCUUACAUUCAAUGCAUAAGUAUCAGCCUCGUGUUCAUGUCAUCCGCAAGGAUUUCAGCAGUGAUCUUUCUCCUACAAAGCCAGUUCCUUCAGGAGAUGGGGUGAAAACCUUUAACUUCCCUGAGACUGUUUUCACCACAGUGACAGCCUACCAAAAUCAACAGAUCACCAGAUUAAAAAUUGACAGGAACCCCUUUGCCAAAGGUUUCAGAGAUUCUGGGAGAAACAGGACAGGGCUGGAGGCCAUCAUGGAGACCUACGCCUUCUGGAGGCCCCCAGUGCGCACUCUCACCUUUGAAGAUUUCACCACCAUGCAGAAGCAGCAAGGAGGCAGCACAGGAACAUCCCCGACCACCUCCAGCACGGGGACCCCAUCACCAUCCGCUUCUUCUCACCUUCUCUCUCCAUCCUGCUCUCCACCAGCCUUCCAUCUGGCCCCCAACACUUUCAAUGUUGGCUGCCGGGAGAGUCAGCUUUGCAACCUCAACCUGUCUGAUUAUCCUCCUUGUGCCAGAAGCAACAUGGCAGCACUGCAGAGCUACCCAGCGCUGAGUGAUGGGGGCUACAACCGGCUACAGAGCAGCACCGCUGCUGCCUCGCAGCCCUCUGAAACCUUCAUGCCUCAGAGGACUCCCUCCUUGAUCUCAGGAAUGCCGGCUCCUUCCUCCUUGCCCAGCAACAGCAAGAUGGAGGCAUACAGUGGCCAGCUGGGAUCCUUCCCCAGCUCCCAGUUCCAGUAUGUCAUGCAAGCAGGCAACCCUGCCUCCACCUCCUCCUCUUCACACAUGUUUGGUGGUGGCCACAUGCAGCAGAGCUCCUACAAUGCCUUCUCCCUGCACAACCCCUACAACCUCUAUGGAUACAAUUUCCCUGCUUCCCCCAGGCUGGCGGCAAGCCCAGAGAAACUCACCACCUCCCAAAGCACUUUACUCUGCUCUUCCCCAUCCAGUGGGGCCUUUGGAGAGAGGCAAUACCUUUCUACAGGGAUGGAUCAUGGGAUGCACAUGAUCAGCCCUCCAUCCAGCAGCCAGCAAACAGCCGCCGCCUGUGACAACAGGCAGUAUGGAGCAGUUCAGGGCUCCUCCUCACAGAUGUCUGUGCACAUGGUCUAA